This is a messenger RNA of Andrographis paniculata, 2301 nucleotides long. RefSeq names its product NAD-dependent malic enzyme 59 kDa isoform, mitochondrial. The record is from RefSeq and is a predicted model, not a curated record. Gene Ontology annotation, cellular component: mitochondrion. NCBI's taxonomy places the organism in Eukaryota, Viridiplantae, Streptophyta, Magnoliopsida, Lamiales, Acanthaceae. Gene Ontology annotation, molecular function: NAD binding; malate dehydrogenase (decarboxylating) (NAD+) activity. Gene Ontology annotation, biological process: pyruvate metabolic process; malate metabolic process. The coding region runs from base 300 to 2111 and encodes 603 amino acids. The transcript is spliced from 20 exons.
AGACGCGUCGGACCCACGCGUUCAUCCGUAAAGAAACGACGGUUCUACCCUUUACCUGCCCCUCUGCUUCUGCUUCUGCCUCUUCGUCGAAUCGGGUACCCUACAGAGCUUCCCUCUCAUUCGCCACUGAACAUUCCAUCACUUCCAAUCCUACGCCGCUGCGAUUUUCAGAGUCCAUAUCGUUUCCUUUUCUCCAUCGUCACUGCUGAGAAGUUUUUUUAGUAAGGGGAACAGGUCGUAGAUUUUUAACAGUUCGUUGAAUCACAACCAUUCUGUUUGGAAUUCAAGGGGGUGAAAUAAUGUGGAGGGUCGUACGAUCUGCUCCGUCGAGUGUUCGCGAGUGUAGGCGGCGACUAUCGACGGCGAUUCCUGGACCGUGUAUUGUGCACAAGCGCGGGACCGAUAUUCUCCAUGAUCCAUGGUUUAAUAAGGAUACAGGCUUCCCUUACACAGAAAGAGAUCGGCUGGGACUUCGUGGCCUACUCCCUCCACGAGUGAUAUCGUUCGAGCAACAAUAUGAACGCUUUAUGGAAUCGUACAGGUCUCUGGAAAAUAAUACGCAUGGCCAGUCAAUCAAGUCUGUUUCCCUUGCAAAGUGGAGGAUUUUGAAUAGACUUCAUGACAGAAAUGAGACUUUAUAUUACAGAGUGCUGAUUGAUAACAUCAAGGACUUUGCUCCCAUAAUAUAUACUCCCACAGUGGGAUUGGUGUGUCAAAACUACUCUGGGUUGUUUAGGCGUCCACGUGGAAUGUAUUUCAGCGCCAAAGAUAAGGGAGAGAUGAUGUCUAUGAUCUAUAAUUGGCCUUCUCAGCAGGUUGACAUGAUUGUAUUGACUGAUGGCAGUCGUAUCCUUGGUCUAGGUGAUUUGGGAGUUCAGGGAAUAGGUAUUCCAAUUGGGAAGCUUGACAUGUAUGUAGCAGCGGCUGGCAUCAACCCACAAAGAGUGCUACCUGUUAUGCUUGACAUUGGAACAAACAAUCAGAAGCUUCUUGAAGAUCCCCUUUAUUUAGGAAUCAGGCAACCUAGACUGGAAGGAGAAGAGUACUUGUCGAUUGUUGACGAGUUCAUGGAAGCCGUUCAUGCACGGUGGCCGAAAGCUGUUGUGCAGUUUGAGGAUUUCCAAAUGAAAUGGGCUUUUGAGACACUGGAACGUUACCGUCAUAAAUUUUGCAUGUUCAAUGAUGAUAUACAGGGAACAGCUGGUGUUGCAUUGGCUGGGUUACUAGGUGCUGUUAGGGCACAGGGGAGGCCAAUCACGGACUUUCCAAAUCAAAAGAUUGUUGUUGUGGGCGCUGGAAGCGCAGGAAUUGGUGUUCUUAAGAUGGCCGUACAGGCUGUUUCAAGAAUGACUGGAUCUGCUGUGGAUCCACAAUUUUUCCUCAUUGACAAAGAAGGUCUUAUAACCAAAGAGAGAACAUGCAUUGAUCCUGCAGCUGCUCCCUUUGCCAAACCCAGAGGAGAAAUUGAAAAAUUCGGACUUCAUGAGGGGUCAAGUCUCAUUGAAGUGGUUAAGGGAGUUAAACCACAUGUGCUUCUUGGCUUGUCUGGAGUUGGUGGUGUCUUUAAUCAAGAGGUCCUAAAGGCCAUGCGGGCAUCGGAUUCCCUUAAACCUGCAAUUUUUGCCAUGUCAAAUCCCACAGCAAAUGCUGAAUGCACUUCUGUCGAGGCUUUUGAUUAUGCUGGUGAAAACAUUGUCUUUGCAAGCGGAAGCCCUUUUGAUGAUGUUGACCUUGGGAAUGGUAAAACGGGUCAUGUUAAUCAAGCAAAUAACAUGUACCUCUUUCCAGGGAUUGGCUUGGGAAGCCUUGUAGCUGGUGCUCGUCACAUAACUGAUGGAAUGCUGCAAGCUGCAGCUGAGUGCCUCGCUUCAUAUAUGACAGACGAUGAAAUUCAGAGAGGCAUCCUGUAUCCAUCGAUCAACUGUAUACGAGACAUUACAUCCGAGGUUGGAGCUGCAGUGGUUAGGGCAGCAGUUGCAGAAGAGGUGGCUGAAGGGCAUGACAUUGUUGGACCCAGAGAGCUAUCCCACAUGUCCAAGGAAGAGACGAUCCAAUACGUGAAAGAAAACAUGUGGUAUCCUGUCUACAGCCCUCUUGUACACGAAAAGUGAAGCAGCCGCAGCAGCAGCAGCAGCCAUUAUUACUUUUGGGAUUAAUAAUUCAUGCAACUUCUUACAAUGACAGAAAUCGAACCCAACUGAAAAUAGAGAGAUCCAACUUGAGAUUUAUUUUGUUAUAUUCAAACAGACAAUCUCUACCUUUAUUCCGAAUUCUGAUAACCUAGAUAUCAUUAACUUUUAA